Molecule: messenger RNA, 1176 nt
Organism: Scomber japonicus (chub mackerel)
Lineage: Eukaryota; Metazoa; Chordata; Actinopteri; Scombriformes; Scombridae
Gene: aplnr2
Product: apelin receptor 2
Exons: 3
Coding region: 1-1176 (391 amino acids)
Biological process (GO): G protein-coupled receptor signaling pathway; immune response
Cellular component (GO): membrane
Molecular function (GO): G protein-coupled receptor activity
Source: RefSeq, a predicted model, not a curated record
AUGUCAGAUGCCGACUUCCUCACCUCCCCCUCCCCUUCUCCCACUCCCCUCUUCCACUGCGACUACAGUGACUGGUCUCCCUCCUUCUCCAUCAUCCCAUCCGUCUACCUCAUGGCCUUCCUGGUUGGUUGCCUCGGUAAUGGUCUGGUUCUUUGGGUCUACCUGGACCGAGCCGAGGGGAGGAGAAAGAGACAAAGCUACAGACCCUCCUCUCAUUCCUCUACCUCCUCCUAUCCUCCUUCUAUCCCACGUCCGUCUCGUUCACUGACAGACUCUCUUAUAGCUAGUUUAGCUUUGGCUGACCUCUGCUUCCUUGUAACUCUCCCUCUGUGGGCCGUCUACACAGCGAUGGGAUACCACUGGCCAUUUGGCCAACCCCUCUGCCAAAUCAGCAGCUUCCUCACUGCUCUCAACAUGUAUGCCAGUGUCUUCAGUCUGAGCAUGCUCAGUGUGGAGCGGUACUGGGUUCUGACUGGGCGCCGGCACUCCAGCCACCACAUGCCGCAGCGCUGCCCCAGCAGGGCUCUGUGGAUACUUGGAGGAGUGUGGGUGCUCGCAGGAGUCCUGGCACUUCCCGGUUUGCUGCUGCGCUCUGUCCGGGAGAUAGAGCUAGAACCUGAAUCUAAUGAAUCGGAUGAUUGGCAGUUGGAGCCAGAUCACCCUGAUGACCCUGGAUCUGUCUUCCUCUCCUGCCAGAUGGAUUACUCCAUGCUGAUUGGAGCAGAGCUGGAGGAGACAGACAGGGAGCGGGUUGAGAUGUGGUGGGAAGCUGCGUUGAGCUUGAAGUCAACUCUAAUUGGCUUCCUGCUUCCUCUUGUCAUUUUGCUAGUCUGCUACUGCUCAUUGGCUCAACUCCUCAGUAGGCAUUUUGGUCGGGGCCCUCGCCCUGACCGCAGGUGCCAGCGCAGACUCCUCAGGGUCAUUGUCACCUUAGUGAUGGCAUUCUUCCUGUGCUGGCUGCCCCUGCAUGUUAAUAAAACUGUGUCCCUGCUGCUGGAGUUUGGAUUUGUCCCGUACUCCUGUUCUUUAGAUCAGAUCUUACUAGCUGCUCACCCAUAUGUCACUUGUUUAGCUUACCUCAACUCCUGCCUCAACCCACUCCUCUACGCUGCCUGUGACCCUUCAUUUAGGAAGAGAUGCAGAGGAGCUCUACUUCUGUUUGAGGUGACCAUGUGA